Molecule: messenger RNA, 1633 nt
Organism: Vigna umbellata (rice bean)
Lineage: Eukaryota; Viridiplantae; Streptophyta; Magnoliopsida; Fabales; Fabaceae
Source: RefSeq, a predicted model, not a curated record
GACCCUGCAGUCAAGAUGCCGAGAGAGAAAUACGAACUAGUUAUUCUUAAAGAUUUCUUCUGUGUUAGUUCAUUGAUCACCACAUCCAUUACAUACAGGGAUGAGAAAGGACUCUAUUAUGCACUGGAUCUUGGUGGCACAAACUUCCGUGUCCUUCGUGUACAUUUGGGUGGGAAAGACAAAGGUGUUAUUGGCCAAGAGUUUGCAGAAGUUUCAAUUCCUCCACAUUUGAUGACUGGUACUUCGGAGGCAUUAUUUGAUUUUAUAGCAGCAGCUCUUGCCAAGUUUGUUGCUUCAGAACCAGAAGGUUUUCAUCCUCCACCCGGCAGACAAAGAGAACUGGGUUUUACAUUCUCAUUCCCAGUGAGGCAAACAUCAAUUUCAUCUGGGACUCUAAUUAAGUGGACUAAAGGUUUUAAUAUUGAAGAUACGGUUGGUGAAGAUGUAGUGGGAGAGCUAACCAAGUCCAUGGAAAAAAUUGGGCUGGAUAUGCGAAUUGCUGCUCUAGUUAAUGAUACCAUUGGAACAUUAGCUGGAGGCAGAUUCUACAAUCAGGAUGUAAUUGCUGCUGUGAUUCUUGGUACUGGGACAAAUGCAGCAUAUGUAGAACGUGCACAAGCUAUUCCAAAAUGGCACGGCCUUAUACCAAAAUCUGGAGAUAUGGUUAUAAACAUGGAGUGGGGUAAUUUCCGAUCAAAUCUUUUUCUAACAGAAUAUGAUCUGGCUCUUGAUGCUGAGAGUUUAAACCCUGGAGAACAGAUUUUUGAGAAAUUGAUUUCGGGCAUGUAUUUGGGGGAGAUUAUUAGAAGAGUUUUGUUGAAGAUGGCUGAAGAAGCUGACUUUUUUGGAGAUACUGUUCCACCCAAAUUGAAAGUUCCUUUCAUACUUAGGACACCUGACAUGGCAGCCAUGCACCACGACACUACUCCUGAUCUGAAAGUGGUUGGAAACAAAUUAAAGGAUACAUUAGAGAUCUCGAACACUUCCCUAAAAAUGAGGAAGAUUGUUGUGGAACUAUGUGACAUUGUUGCUACUCGCGGGGCCCGCCUUGCUGCUGCUGGUAUUUUGGGCAUCCUCAAGAAACUAGGAAGAGACACAGUUAAGGUUGGGGAGAAGCAAAAGUCAGUGAUAGCAUUGGAUGGAGGAUUGUAUGAACACUACACUAAAUUCAGAGAAUGCCUGGAGAGUACACUGAAUGAAUUGCUGGGAGAGGAGGCUGCUGAGACCAUUGUCAUUGAGCACGCUAAUGAUGGCUCCGGCAUUGGUGCAGCCCUUCUAGCAGCUUCUCAAUCCCAAUAUUUGGGAGUGGAGGAGUCUUAAAUUAUUGCCGAGGGAAUGUAAUACUAGUUUCAUUUUUUUCUUAGGUAAUAGAUCAACACAUUGAAGCAAUGAUGCCUUGGUUAUUGGUCUUGCAGAUCAUGUCCACCGGGAGGGAUCUCUCUUCUUACUGGGGCAUUCAUUAUUUUGGUUCGGGGUUUGUUUCUCCUUCGUUAAGGAAUAAUAUCAAAGAUAUAAACUUUAUCAUGAGUGACUAGUCACCUUUUGCGGAUGUAGCCAACCGGAAUAAAUCAGAACUUAAUGCACUGAGAAGCCUAAGUGCUUUUUUAUUCAAACCUUUUCUGAGUUAUCAGGA